This is a messenger RNA of Chaetomium fimeti, 1130 nucleotides long. Its product is annotated as ser/Thr protein phosphatase family protein. Gene Ontology annotation, molecular function: hydrolase activity. NCBI's taxonomy places the organism in Eukaryota, Fungi, Ascomycota, Sordariomycetes, Sordariales, Chaetomiaceae. The record is from RefSeq and is a predicted model, not a curated record. The coding region runs from base 105 to 1130 and encodes 341 amino acids. The transcript has a single exon.
AUCUGUGAUACCCUGAGCCUGUUCAAGAUGCUGGCUCAAACUGUAGUUAACUCGUCACCUCUUCCAAAGUCACCGUGUCUCCAACACACCAAGACGACAACCCGAUGGCCUCCCCAAGCAAACCCGGCAUCCGCACACGCUUCCUCGUCAUCGCAGACACCCAUGGCAUGCACUACCUCCCCGACACCAAACCCCUCCAACCCAUCGACGUAGUCAUCCACUGCGGCGACAUAACCAGCGACUCCCAACUAUCCGAGUACAAAACCGCCAUCCACCUCCUCAGCCGCAUCCCCGCCCCCCUCAAGCUCAUCCUCCCCGGAAACCAUGACUACACCCUCGACACGCCCACCUACCAACACCUCCUGCACACCCACCCCGAACUCCUCCAAACCCACGGCCACCCCAACGCCGCCCACCACCUCUUCACCGCCGCACAACAACACCACAACCUACACUACCUCCCCGAAGGCACGCACCGCUUCCCGCUCCCCAACGGCGCGCACCUGACCCUGUACGCAUCCCCCUACACGCCCGCCUUCGGCGCCCCCGGGUUCCAGUACCCGCGCCACCAGGCGCCCCAUCGCUUCGCCAUACCACCUGAUGUCGAUGUCGUUGUUACGCAUGGCCCGCCCCGCGGGGUGCGUGAUCGCAGCUGGGCGGCGGCCGGGGGGCAGCAUGUGGGGGCGGGGGAGCUGUUUGAGGCUGUGGAGCGGGCGCGGCCGCGGGUGCAUUGUUUUGGGCAUAUUCAUGAGGGGUGGGGGGCGGAGGUGGUGAGGUGGGGAGAUGGAGAUGAGGGGGGGGAUGAAGGGGAGGGGGAGGGGGAUGGGGAUGGUGGUAGGGGGGUUACUGGGCUGCGGCAGCAUGGGUCGACGGUGGUUGCGGAUUUGGGGUCGGUGCUGCCGCUGAAGGGGGAUGGGGCGGAGGUGGUGCGGGAAAAGGAGCGCAGGCUGGGGGAGUAUGCUCGGGGGAAGUGCGUCAAGACGAGUCAUUGUGUGGGGGAUCCGCUGCCCGUCGUCAAGGGUGUGAACACGUUGUUUGUGAAUGCGGCUGUGGCUGGGCAACCCGUCAGGCCGCCUUGGGUGGUGGAUAUUGAGUUGCCCGAGGGGAGAGGGAGGGGUGUUGUGGAAUAA